This is a messenger RNA of Mauremys reevesii (Reeves's turtle), 4855 nucleotides long. RefSeq lists its product as uncharacterized. The record is from RefSeq and is a predicted model, not a curated record. Bases 874 to 3669 code for a protein of 931 amino acids. The transcript is spliced from 22 exons. NCBI's taxonomy places the organism in Eukaryota, Metazoa, Chordata, Testudines, Geoemydidae. Gene Ontology annotation, biological process: innate immune response; inflammatory response; regulation of apoptotic process.
GUUUGCGCUGCAGCCUCUGCCCCUGCUGAGUCCCUGCCCCUGGGGAGCUGCUGUCCCGUCCUCUCAGGCCGAGCUGUGGGGAGGGGAGCCCUGAGCAGCCUGAGGGAGGGGGCCAGGGAGUCCCAGUCCUGGCCCCUCAGCAGUAGGAGGGGAGAGGAGCCCGGUGCUGGGACCCUUGAAGAGCCGGAGCUCCCAGGUAUGGUGGGUAAAAAGAGACCAAAGAAUAAAAAGUUAUAGCAACUGUGAUAGGGCGACCAGUAGUGCUAUUUGCCAAAGUUGAGUGGCAGUUAGAAACUUGUCAGCAAAAAUGCCCAUAAUGAAAAACUCAUGGGUCAAUGAAGCCCAUGUUCACCAUCGACUAUCUGUGACCUGAAAGUGUGGUUGAAGACAUAGUCAAAAACAACCUUAGAAAUGCCGACUUAUUUAGAAGUGGAAAUACUUCAACCCAUCUUUUAAGAUGGUCUGGAAGGAAGGUUAAAAAAAAUUUCUGAAGAAAUUUAGUAGAUGUCUCCAAGUCCAAAAUUAAUUUUUAUGCUUGUCAAGGUGGUAUCCAGAUUUAAUUCCUUUCUCACUUUCUGGCAAUGCAGACAUCAUGAAACCUAGUUUAGAUGGAAUAAUAAGAUGACUAAAAUUCUUGCAUGAAAGUAUUACUUCAAGGGAAGGGAUUGUACAUUUUACAGCAAAGGAGAUGUGUUAUGCCUCUUAUUUGUGCCUUUAAGAACGGAGCCCUGGGAAGCCCAUGCUGAGAGCUGUUGCUGGGCGUGCUCAGACCACUCCAGCAAAUUCUCCAGGAAGGGAAGCUGAUGCAACAGCCCUUCUCUGUCUGGGCAGUUCCUGUCUCCUUGAUGAACCGUCUCAAGUGGUGCUGGCAGCAUGGAGUGGGCCGAGAGUGAACUGCUGGAGACCCUGGAAGAGCUGGGAGAAAGGGAGCUGCAGAGAUUCAAGGACAAACUGAGUGAAAUCCAGCCUAAGGAGGGAUACCAACAUCUCACCUCUGGGAGCCUAAGAAAUGCGGAUCUCCUAGCCCUCGCGGACCUGCUCCUCCUCUUCUAUGGGACGGACGAUGGGGCGGAGGUGGCUGUGGAGGUGCUGAGAGCCAUCGACCAGGGAGCCCUAGCAGAGAGAAUCAAGAUACUCAUUGAUGCACUGGAAUAUGAGAAAUAUUAUUUCGAGCGGCAGCUGCAGCAGCAUCACUUCGCAAGAGGAGGUUUCAUGUAUGUGGAAUGCACACUGAACGAUGAACAAUAUCAGAUGAUCAGAGCUGAGAAAACCAGCCAGGAGAAGAUGCGGAAGCUGUACGAGCUGGUGCCGGGCUGGGACGAAUGGCAGAAGGACCGGCUCUACCAGGCACUGAAGGAAACAAACAGAGACCUGGUUGAAGAGCUGGAGGGGGGACACUUUGUUGACCGGCACCGAGAGAAGCUGAUCCAGAGAGUCCCAGAAGUGGACAGAGUCCUGAAGCUACUUCGGGGGCACACGCUAACCCCUGAACAAUACCAGAGCAUCAGCACCAGGAGAUCCAAUGUGGAGAAAAUGCAGAAGCUGUACGAGCUGGUGCCGAGCUGGGGGAGGGAGCACAAGGACCGGCUCUACCGAGUGCUGUGGAUAACAAACAGAGCCCUUGUUGAUGAGUUUGCAGGUGUGGGUACCCGAGCGCAGAAGCCGUCCACCAGCACCAGCCCUGGAGCUACACGGGAACAUUUUGUGGAGCAGCAUCGGGAGCAGCUGAUUCAACGCGCCUCUUCAGUUGACAGAACCCUGGAUGUGCUGAAGCGGAGCCAUUACAUGUUGGAACAGAAGAGUCUGUUCCUGGCGCAAAAGGCAGCAAACGAAAGCCUCACUGAAGAGCCAGAGGCAUCAAAGCGACGUACUGGCAGGGGUGGACGACUCCGGAAUCGGCCGCACAUAUUGAACGAUGAACAAUAUCAGAUGAUCGGACCUGAGAAAACCAGCCAGGAGAAGAUGCGGAAGCUUUACAAGCUGGUGCCGAGCUGGGGCAAACGGCAGAAGGACCGGCUCUGUUUGCUGAAGAAAACAAACAGAGGCCUGGUUGAAAAGCUAAAGGGUGUGGGUACCCGAGCGCAGAAGCCGUCCACCAGCACCAGCCCUGGAGCUACAUGGGAACAUUUUGUGGAGCGGCACCGGGAGCAGCUGAUUCGACGCACCUCUUCAGUUGACAGAAUCCUGCAUAUGCUUCAUCGGCGUGUACGGUCUGAUUUUCUACUCCGAAGGUCUCGACAAGCGCCCAGAUUUCUUCCCGCACAAGAGCUGAAGCUAACCCAUGACACGUGGCACCAGGACCAGCCGUACCUAGCGCUGAAGGCAACAAGCGAAAGCCUCACUGAAGAGCCAGAGGGAUUCACCAGUAAAGAGACUGAAUCCGACUCUAGUUCUGCUGCAGCGAUGAAGGCGGCAGGAGGGAUCAUCUGUCAACAGACUCUCCUACCCUCCAUUGGUUCUGUGGCAGGAGCUGCAGGUGAGACCAGCCGGCGUCAGAGUCUCACUGCCUUCCUCAGGGGACAGCACAAAUGUAACUGGUGUGCCAGAGAGGAGGAGGAUCUUCCAGAAGAAAUAAAACCAGAGAUUAUUCCAGACUUAGAUGGGAACCAGGAAAUGUACAGGGUUCAUUUCCCUAAAGCAGGCUGGUUCUGCUGCCCUGAAACUGAACUGGAGUUCGAGGUGAGGGCAGCAGUGACUAUCCAAUAUGGAUACAGCUCCUGGAGGCAGCAUCUGACUGAAUUGCAGGAGAAGCAAUGGAUGGUGGCCGGCCCUUUGUUUGACAUCAGAGUGGAACCAACUGAGGCUGUGGCAGCCAUUCACCUCCCGCACUUCCUGUGUCUCAGAGAUGCCGACAAUUCCCGGAUGCAGAUUGCCCGUUUCAUCGAUGAGGGGAUGAUCCUGGAGAACCCAAAGCAGGUGAGGUCGUUCCAUGCUGUGCUGGAGAACCCCAGCUUCUCUCUGAUUGGACUGUUUUGGAGGAGGGAGAAUUCUCAUCAGCGAACUCAGGUCCAUUCCACUGUACUUCUCUACCAGGCACGAAAGACAGUAAAUCUAACCCUUCACCUCUACCUGAUACCCGAUGAUGGCUCACGGGUCAAGGCAGUUGAGGUCUAUGAAGAGAAGUGCCGGUCAUGGUUUGUUUCUAAGUCUCAUUUCACCCCAGAACCCUUGUGCUUUGGCUCUUGCUGCAUUGUGUCCAGUCUAUCGGCGAUAACGGUAACACCCGAAGAACUGCCAUUUUUGGAUAAACCUGCAGAAGCUUUUCAACCAUUCACAGAGAUCCACACCACGGGUUUGAAGAAGGAGCUGAAGCUCACCCUGAAAGAGAAAAAUGAUAGGAAGCAGAUCUGGGAGGCUGUUAUCAGACCAGAGGACUUGAUGCCUUCUGUUUCAUCCACUGAGAUGCGAACAGACAAACAUUUUGUCGACCAGCAUCGAGAACAGCUAAUCCAGGGGGUGACAUCAGUGGAUGGCAUCCUGGAUAAAUUGCAUGGCUCUGUUGUAGAUGAAGAGCAAUAUCAGAUGGUGAUAUCUGGGAGCACCAACCCGGAGAAGAUGCGGAAGCUGUACAAACUGGUGCCGAGCUGGAACACAGACUGCAAAGACAAGCUCUACCAGGCUCUGAAGGACACAGACAGAUACCUGGUUAAAAAGCUUGAGGGGAAAUAGCUGCUCUCUCCUCUCAGCUUGUCUGCAUUGGGAAGUGGGGUGUGUGUAUUAAUCCGCAGCUUUUUGAUGCACAUCAGAUAACUCGCAGUAUGCACACCGGUCUAAUAGUGUGUGCAUGGGACUGAGGCCAGCCAUAAGCUGGGAAGUGUAUGGUCACAUCCUCACAUUCCAAACUAGUCACAUUGAAAUAAGGUGCUAUUGGGCUGUUAGGAAUAUAAUCCUGUCCUGAUAUUCCUAUCACCUCCAGAGAAAGGGAAGAACCUAGAAGAUGUAAAAGGAAACUUAAUUUGAUAGCAUCCUGUCUGGCAAGAACUCACUUAUCAAUAGACACAGCUGGAAAACCCUUGUGUCUGUAUUCACUUGAGCUGAGGCCCUGUUUCUGUCCAGCCUGCAAAAGAGCUGAAAAUUACUAAGAGACUGAUAUGCGGAGAGGCGGAUGGUGACUGACAGGCAGCAGCGGAGAGGGGUAAUUAGCGGCCAGCAGGGUGGCAGUGGAGAGGUGCGAUGAGUGGCCAGCAGGGCGGUGGCAGAGAGAUGUGAUGAGCAGCCAGCAGAGUGGCUGGUGGAGGGGCACACUGAGAGUGGUGAGGAGGUGGCUGGCGAGUGGUCAGCGGAGUGAGUAAGAUUCCUCUUUGCCCCCUACCCAGCGUGGGAGGUGAACUCUGCAGAUACACCUCCGAACUCUGGGUCUGUACUGACUAAAGAUAGCAACUGUGAGUGGUGUGCAGAGAAGAGUCGGGCAUAUGAAUGGGACUUUUGUGUUGCUGGACUUAAGAAUCUGAGGGGAAAAGGACACUGCCCAACUUACUUAGGGGUGGGUCUUUUACUCAUGUUUAUGAACCCUGUUUAUGGUGAUUUCCCAAAGUAGCUCUGAGUUGCUUCCCUUCUUUUCUUAAGUGUCUUUUGUAAACAGACUUUGUGCUUGCAAGGUGUCCAGGGGUGGUGUGUAAUUUUCACAGGUUACUGGGUGUUGUAUCGAUGGAAAGGAACCCCUAGAUAUUGAACCCAGCCCUGGUUGCUGCUGGCUCCACCUGGUAGAAGGGUUACAUUUAUUGUUGUGGCAGAGGGACAUUGGGGUGAUCCUUGUUUUAAUGUAUGUUUUUGCCUGUACCCAUUUGUAGAACCCUGUGAAUUAUUUCAGUUUUCCAGCUUUUCUGUGUUAAUCCACUGAGUCAUCAGGACUGAA